This is a messenger RNA of Parastagonospora nodorum SN15, 705 nucleotides long. RefSeq lists its product as hypothetical. The transcript has a single exon. The record is from RefSeq and is a predicted model, not a curated record. Lineage: Eukaryota; Fungi; Ascomycota; Dothideomycetes; Pleosporales; Phaeosphaeriaceae. Bases 1 to 705 code for a protein of 234 amino acids.
AUGAAAGCUGGAUCCAUAGUCGCAUAUCCUCUUGCAAGCGUCUGUCUGUUCCUCGCUUGCUCCGCAGAGUCCCGCCCCUUCGACAGCAUCCGCAAGUCGUUCGAGAUACUCAGCGCCCAGAUCCCACUGCGCGACCUCAUCAUGCCUCCCGCAGGCGAAGUGUCGACCGGUGUCAUCAUAUCCGAUGUUAUAGGCAAGACGCAGAACAUAGCCAUCUUCAGUGGCCUCACGCGGGACAUAGACGAUGUCGCUGGCCGUCUCGACAACGCAGCACAGAACGCCACAGUACUCGCGCCAGACAACAGCGUAAUGCGCAGCUUGCAGCGAAAGCCGUGGGAAGAUCCAGAAGACUACGAUACCUUUGGAGCCAACGCAUACGAAGGCAGUUCAGGACAAGACCGCGCGCGCAAGAACCUCGAGCGCUUCGUGCAAAGACAUGUCGUUCCGGAAAGUCCCUGGGAAGAGGGCAAGAAGAUCAAGACGCUGGCUGGCAACGAAAUAUGGUGGGAAAGCAAGGACGGCCAAAAGAAGGUAAGCCUAUGCUAUCUCGCUUCUGCACCCACGGGUAGUCCGCCGAGACCCACCCGCGAACACAUUUUUCUGUCUCCACCAUUCCUCAAACGCAAGAUUUCGACCAAAAUUGUUCUUGGAAUGGGAUUAUCUAUGAUCUAUAAUGAGAGACUUCCAUCAAAUCCUCAUUGGUGA